CAAAUAAUCAACUACUCGUCAUAUACUACUAUGAUCAUGAUGAUUACUAAUCAUACAUGAAAUAGUUUUGUGCAUCACCGGAUUCAUAAGAACAUCCUCAGCACUAGCGACUAGCGUGUUGUGCUCAGCGGUACGCUACGUAGCAACAGGUCGGGGAACAGGCUAACGGUGGAGUGCUCGUAUCAGAAAGCAACCAGCGCAGCGCAGCAUCUAACAAUUACAUGGCUGAUAUCGAGAGGAGGAUGAUGGUGUGCCAGGUGGUCGGUGACAGUGGAGUCGGCAAGUCAUCGCUACUUCUCGCUUACGGUCACGAGAAAGUCUCCAAGGACUAUAUGCCAGCAAUCAUAGACACAUGUGUGUGUGUGUGUGUAUGUGUAUUGAUGUCGCUGCUGUACAGCAUAGAGACAUGUGUGAUUUCUGACAGUAUAGACGGUGUGACACUCAGUAUACAGCUAGGAGACUCCAAUGCUGAUGAGAUACGGGAGUAUGCCACGCAGACUGGUCCCAAGAGAACGCCAGCCAUACAGGCACCCGAUGUGGUGUUGGUAUGUUAUAGCGUGGUGGAUCGGCAAUCUUUCAACAAUACCCCAUCUUUUGCGGAGAUGAUGCGCACGCACUAUGGUCAGUCUCUUCAAAUAGCCCUGAUUGGCCUCAAGAAUGAUCUACGUCGAACCUCGGAUCUUGGCACAGGACAAGCGAACGAAACACAGGAAGUGAGCGGACCAAGGCAGGAUGCAAGUGGAGCACAUGAGGCAAGCAGAGUACGGGAUGGAAGUGGAGCAGGAGAGGACGGUGGUGGCAAUGGUGGUGAUGGUGAUGGUGGUGAUGACACGAUGCAAGUGACGUUAGAGGAAGCGACGGCCAUGUCCUCUCGGAUAUGUACUGUUUAUCAUGCUGUGUGCUGUGCUCGGAAUGUGGAUGAAGUAAAACAGGUCUGUACAGAGGUGUUUCAAGCUGUGUUGGUGGCGCUGCAGAAGAGCCAGCCGCACUCCUCGCAGAAGUCCUGCGUGUGCAUGUAGUCUGUGCAACACUCUAGCCAAUGCUGUCGUUCUCUUCGUGCCGCCAGACCUGCCAGCUCCCCAGCCAGCACGCAAUGGAAGCUUAUCGUCAAUUCUGUGAUGAAAGCGGUGAGGCAGCAAGCGUGUAGCUCAUGACGGGCACCACAGCCACGUGUACACACCAAAAACUUUCCGCUUUCGUUCAUCAUGUAUUCAGAAUGUUUUCGCCUAAUGGCCUGGAGAUCGCAGUUCUGUGCAUGGAGUAGUAAAGUAGCAGCAAAUUACUACUCCCUGAUUCUGUCCCUGCUGUGAGAGCGUGAUGGAAUGCCACCAAGGACAUUGGAAUAACUAGACCAGCCUUUGUCAGCCAGGAUAGUAAUGUUUUAUCCACAUCCAGAGACCAAACUAAUUGUGGCGUUGCGGGUCUGUCACUAAGGUGAAUCUGUGACCUACGUCUCGUUACGGCCUGAAUGCUAUUUCAUUUUUGGCAGCAGACAGAUGGAACAUGCUUCCACCCGGAUGUCGUCAAGCUAAGCCCCUUUCUGCAUUUGUCACAAGCACCAAGUCAUUCCUAGGGUUCCCAGUAAAAAGGCAACGCCUGUUGGGAGUUCCCUAGUAAAAUGAUAAAUUAUACUACAACUACUACCGUGGUGAAUCUGUCACCAUGGUGAAUUUGAAAUACUGUAACCUGCAGUGGGUUUAUACAUGUUACUUUGCAAUUGCAAGUUUCGUUUUGGAAUUAAUUUUCGCUAUAUUCCUUAGGGUCCGUCCAUACAUUUUUUUUUUUUUUUUUUUU
Sycon ciliatum is the source of this 1794-nucleotide messenger RNA. RefSeq names its product rho-related GTP-binding protein RhoG-like. Gene Ontology annotation, cellular component: cytoskeleton; cell projection; cytoplasmic vesicle. The transcript is spliced from 7 exons. NCBI's taxonomy places the organism in Eukaryota, Metazoa, Porifera, Calcarea, Leucosolenida, Sycettidae. The coding region runs from base 222 to 1019 and encodes 265 amino acids. The record is from RefSeq and is a predicted model, not a curated record. Gene Ontology annotation, biological process: establishment or maintenance of cell polarity; regulation of cell shape; engulfment of apoptotic cell. Gene Ontology annotation, molecular function: GTPase activity; GTP binding; protein kinase binding.